AUGAAUGAUAAUAAAAUCGAAUCCGGAUCUGAAUCAUCUAUUAAUAAUGAUUAUUCUUUAAUAAAUACUGAAACUUGGACAGAUGAUAACAGUAAACGGUUUCGACCACAAGCAAAUCAUACUGUGCCUCCGAAAAAAAAGAAAACCGCUCAUACAAGUGUUUAUGUUAGUCGAAUUAUUAAUAAAGAAUCAUAUCCUCCAACCUCUUCACCAGUAACAUCAAAGUCAAAAAUAUAUGAUCCAUUUGAAUGGAAAACUUUAAAUCAAUCACUGUUAAAUUCAAAAAGACAACAUAAAAUUGACCAAGACUGGGCAGAUGUUUAUAGUAAAUUCUUUCAAUUCAAACUGAUAUAUGAUGAUGUGAAAAAAAAAACUUAUGAUUAUGAAAAGCAAAAAGAUAAUGAAAUAAAUAAAUUGAUCAAACAAUCUAUUCCCGAUAGAUGUACCACAUAA
This is a messenger RNA of Racocetra fulgida, 453 nucleotides long. The record is from the annotation of a GenBank genome assembly. Lineage: Eukaryota; Fungi; Glomeromycota; Glomeromycetes; Diversisporales; Gigasporaceae.